AUUUUGUUGUUAAUAAGGGUCUACUAAUUCUGGAGGAGGAACUGGUUAUGUACCUUCCCUUGUUACUAAAUAAAGACGCACUAUUAACAGUAAAUGUGUUAUUUCAGGUGAAAUCAGAACGUAAAGGCAAGGGUUUGUAUACAUACUGGCAGAGAGUAAUUGAGGAAUUUGGAAGAGUGACAAAGGAAAACAGUCAACCACAAACAAAAAAGAAGCCUUUUGAAGUAAUUUCUUUGCCAUCAGUUUCAAAUUCAUGCACUAAAUCCACAGAACUACGGAUUCCCGAUGAAAUUGUAAAUUGGAUAGAAUUUGAACAAGAAGUGCUAGCAUGGCAACCGAAGGUAGAUAAGGAAUACCAAAAACCAACAUUUAGCCAGCGUCGUACAGUCACGUGUGAAAAAGAUAUAUGUACAGCAUCAGAUAUAAACAUAUAUGAGACUUUAACUCCACUUGAUCGAUCAAUCCUUUUCUUGGAUAGUCGUGCUUUGGAAAGCAUUGUCGGUCAACCAGAUUUUAUAAUAGUUAAUAGCAACAUGGUACUACUCAUGAUUUGGGAAUGCAAAACUAAGUGGGUUUUAAAAGUACUUCCCCAUGAAGAUAUUAUCGCAUUAUAUGUACAGGAAAAAGAGACUAAAGAAGGACCAUAUGUUCGUUCUAAUAAUGAUUCUUCAAUAUUUGGUUCCAUAAAUCAAGUUUACAGCUAUAUAUGUGCUAAUAGUUUAAAGUACUAAUGGCGUUCUGUCAACAUACGAUCAAACUU
This is a messenger RNA of Rhizophagus irregularis DAOM 181602=DAOM 197198, 760 nucleotides long. The record is from RefSeq and is a predicted model, not a curated record. Lineage: Eukaryota; Fungi; Glomeromycota; Glomeromycetes; Glomerales; Glomeraceae.